Molecule: messenger RNA, 2021 nt
Organism: Brassica napus (rape)
Lineage: Eukaryota; Viridiplantae; Streptophyta; Magnoliopsida; Brassicales; Brassicaceae
Product: glycosyltransferase-like KOBITO 1
Exons: 11
Coding region: 159-1748 (529 amino acids)
Biological process (GO): response to abscisic acid; cellulose biosynthetic process
Source: RefSeq, a predicted model, not a curated record
AUUGGAUGUGUUCUCAAUAAACUGUUAAACUCUCUGACGUGGAACACCAUACGAAACAGAACCUACGAAGAAUAACACAAGAAACAGAGAGUGUUCAAAUUUAUAAGAUUAGAUCUCACAAUCAGACAAAAGCUUCCUUCUUUGUCUUCAAAUUCGCCAUGAAACCGAUGCACCACCACAGAGCUCCACUAAUCUCUUCUUCUUCCUCUCAAAGCAACUCUUUCGUCUCUAGACUUCUUCUUCUACUGACUCUACUCCCAGUCUCCCUCGCCUGCCUCGCCUUCAUCCUCCAAUGGCGAGGCGGCGGCGGCCUCGCCGAUCCCGCCUCCGCUUCCGUCAUCUCCUCAACAUCAGUCCCCGGCGGAGGAAACUCCGAUCUCAACCACGAGGUGUUCCCCGGAAUGGAGACUGUCUCAUCAGUCUCCCCGAAAGCUCACCAAUCUUCUUCAUCCGACUGCUCGAAUCUAGCUCGAAGCUCUUCCCCCUCCUUUCCUUACUACGGUGAUUGGAACUUCGGUGUUGAUUUCAAUCUAAAGCCAAAGAUAUGUAUCACGACUAGCACAUCAGCGGGGUUGGAUCAGAUUCUACCGUGGAUGUUUUACCAUAAGGUUCUUGGCGUCUCCACGUUUUUUCUUUUUGUGGAAGGGAACGCUGCUACGCCCACCAUUUCUAAAGUCCUGGAGUCCAUUCCUGGGGUGAAGGUGAUAUACAGGACAAAAGAUCUUGAGGAGAAGCAGGCAAAGAGCCGGAUUUGGAAUGAGACGUGGCUGUCUUCUUUCUUUUACAAGCCAUGCAAUUAUGAGUUGUUUGUCAAGCAAUCUCUCAACAUGGAAAUGGCUAUUGUCAUGGCAAGGGAGGCGGGCAUGGAUUGGAUACUUCACCUUGACACAGAUGAGCUAAUAUACCCAGCAGGCACUCGUGAGCACUCACUGAGACGCUUGCUUCUUGAUGUUCCUCCAAAUGUUGAUAUGGUUAUAUUUCCUAAUUAUGAAAGCAGUGUGGAACGAGAUGAUAUCAAGGAUCCUUUUACAGAGGUGUCAAUGUUUAAGAAGAACUAUGACCAUCUCCCAAAAGAUACAUAUUUUGGAAUGUACAAAGAAGCAACUAGAAACAAUCCAAACUACUUCUUGACUUAUGGUAACGGCAAAUCAGUUGCUCGAGUUCAAGACCACCUCCGACCAAAUGGAGCACACAGAUGGCAUAAUUACAUGAAGACUCCCAAUGAGAUCAAGUUGGAGGAGGCUGCUGUGUUACACUACACGUAUGCCAAGUUCUCGGACUUAACAUCUAGACGUGACCGAUGUGGAUGCAAGCCUACAAAAGAAGACGUGAAAAGAUGCUUUAUGUUGGAUUUUGAUAGAUCUGCAUUUAUAAUUGCGUCGACAGCUACUGAAGAAGAGAUGUUAAGUUGGUACCGUGAACACGUUGUGUGGGGAGACAAAGAGGUGAAGACGAAACUCCUUAGGAAGGGUAUUCUUACUCGCAUUUAUUCACCAAUGGUUGUUAUACAGGCAUUGAAAGAGUCUGGUGUUUUCAGCUCGGUUGUCUCAUCAGCUUCAACAAAUCUUUCAAAGAAAAAGUUCUUAGCAUCAAUGCACAAAAGCAACUCAUCAAGUUCUGAUUCCCUUCCUUCAAAGGACAAGGAGUCUCAGGGUAUCUCUGCAAGGCACCUUCUUGGAGCUGAAUCAGCGGUCCCUCCUUUGUCGCCUCCUGGGAUGGAACACGCUGGACUUGUCACAGAGGAUUAACAGAUUUUUGGCAUCGAUCUGAUGUCUUUGCUUCCUCCUUACUGACGUGAUAUUAAUACGGGAUGCAAUGCUAGUGAUGUGUAGGUUUAGGAGAGUGGGUAAUCAUCUUUAUUACCCAAGAGAGAGACACUUUGGUUGGUUCUUUCAUCUCAUUGAUUUUCACAUACGGGUGAACACUGAUUCAAUACUAGUCAUGUGUAUAUAUAUUUUUGAGGUUAUCGUUCACAAAUUCAUAAUGUAACACAUUUCAUGGAUUUGAAUAUUGUUCACUGA